This is a messenger RNA of Purpureocillium lilacinum, 1179 nucleotides long. RefSeq lists its product as uncharacterized. The record is from RefSeq and is a predicted model, not a curated record. Gene Ontology annotation, cellular component: cytosol. Gene Ontology annotation, molecular function: 3'-5'-DNA exonuclease activity. NCBI's taxonomy places the organism in Eukaryota, Fungi, Ascomycota, Sordariomycetes, Hypocreales, Ophiocordycipitaceae.
AUGGCUUCAGAAGCAGCAGCAGCAGGCCCCGCGCCAGCGGGCGCGACUUAUACGCCGAGAUAUGCGGAUAUCGGCAUCAAUCUGGCAGACCCAAUCUUUCGUGGCAAAUAUCACGGCUCUCAAAGGCAUCCCGAUGACUUGAGCGCCGUCAUCGGUCGGGCGCGGGAGGUGGGCUGCACCAAGCUCAUGGUGACGGGCUCCGACUUUCAAAGUUCUCGAGACGCGUUGAAGCUGGCAGACGAAUACCCCGGAACAGUCUUUGCAACCGCAGGCAUCCACCCCUGCAGCAGCUCCAUCUUCAGCUCAGAAGGGCAUCCUAACGGAAAUGGACAUUCGAUGCCUUGCGACCCUGACCCUUCAGCCCCUGUUCCUGAGCACCACUCGCCCUGUCCAGACAAAUCGUCGAGCAUCAUUGCAGAUCUCGCGAGUUUGCUGGCCGAUGCCAGAUCGUCCGGGAAAGGGCAUCUCGUGGCAUUGGGCGAGUUUGGUCUCGACUACGACCGCCUGCACUAUUGCAACAAGGCAGUUCAACUACACUCGUUCAAACUCCAACUCGAACUAGCCGCCUCUCUCUCUCCUCAGCUGCCGCUGUUCCUGCACUCAAGAGCUGCGCACGCCGACUUCGUGGCGUGUCUCAAGACUGCCUUUGGAGACAAGCUGGAGAGGUUAGAGAAGGGGGGCGUAGUCCACAGCUUCACCGGGACGCCCGAGGAGAUGCGCGAGCUCAUGGACCUUGGCCUCUACAUUGGUAUCAACGGAUGCAGCUUCAAGACAAAGGAGAACUGCGACGUCGUCAAGGAGAUUCACCUCGACAGGCUCAUGCUGGAAACCGACGGACCGUGGUGCGAGGUGCGGCCUAGCCAUGAGGGCUGGCGGUACCUGAUCGAGAAGACGGCGUCCGAGGCACCCACUGCGAACGGAUCGGCGACACCAUCCGGGCCGCCUCAAAAACAGCCCAAGAAGAACCAGAAGAAGGAGCCGGAAUCCUUUGAGCGCUACAAGGUCGUCAAGAAAGAGAAGUGGCAGGAAGGUGCCAUGGUCAAGGGCCGAAACGAGCCGUGCAACAUCGAGCGAGUGGCCAAGGUCGUUGCCGCCAUCAAGGGAGUGGAGCUGGAAGAGGUGUGCGAAGCGGCUUGGAGAAACACGAUACAAGUCUUUGGACUCGGCGAAGAGAGCUAG